Molecule: messenger RNA, 1981 nt
Organism: Coturnix japonica (Japanese quail)
Lineage: Eukaryota; Metazoa; Chordata; Aves; Galliformes; Phasianidae
Gene: PLPP7
Product: phospholipid phosphatase 7 (inactive)
Cellular component (GO): nuclear envelope
Molecular function (GO): sphingosine-1-phosphate phosphatase activity
Source: RefSeq, a predicted model, not a curated record
UCGUAAGGUUUUCACAUCAGGGAGGGGGAAACAUUGUCGAGGGUGCCCCAGUGGGGAGGAGAUAGAGCAGAGAAGGCCAGGAGGGAUCCAGGUUGUGCCCUUUGCAGGGAAGUCCCCGUGUGAUGCCCAGUUUGGAGGCUGCACUGACUGCCAUAGGAGCACUGUGAUCACUCCCAGCACUGAUUCUCUCUUCCAAUGACGAUGCUCUGAUAUUUAAACAUGAAUUACACUACCAAGAAAAAAAAAAACAACAGAGAAAUCCCUCCCCCCCCAAACUACAUCUCCCAGUUUCCCUUGCAGCUCUGGGAAAUAAACUAUUGGCAGAUUUAAAUAGACCAGGCCAGAAGCAACCAACCUUUGGCACAAAGCAUUUCCCUCCUCUUCUUCCAAUCUAUUGGCUGUUUAACCUUUUUCCCUGGCACUGGAGUGGCUGCCAAGCCUGGCAUUAAUUUUCCUUCCAAGCUUGCUAGGCCCAUGAAGUAAACAGCCAUGUGCAUUCCUUACUCUAUAUUUAACAGCUGCAGACUGUGCUGGGGGCAACUGCAACAGAGGGGAACCUUCGUAGCUUCCCAUAUUCACAGCUUUGUGAGGGUGGGCGUGGGGAAGAUUUCUGCAGGGAGAAGAGGGAUUUCUCUCCUUCCCGGUAUUUGCAAAGCAGUUCAAUUAGAGACAGACUGCAAUGCCAGCAUCCCAGACGCGGUCCAGAGCGCGAGACAGGAACAAUGUCCUCAACAGGGCUGAGUUUCUCUCCUUGAACCAGCCCCCAAAAGGGACCCAGGAGAGCAGGAGCUCGGGCAGGAAGCAGAGCGGCCAAACAGCGGCGGCCGGCACCCAGAACAGCAACCCCAAGGAGCGGAGGCAAUCGCAGCAGCUGCCCGAAGAGGACUGCAUGCAGCUCAACCCCUCCUUCAAGGGAAUCGCCUUCAAUUCCCUGCUGGCCAUCGAUAUCUGCAUGUCCAAGAGGCUGGGGGUGUGUGCCAACAGAGCUUCGUCCUGGGGGGGUGCCCGCUCCAUGAUCAACCUGCUGGGGAUAACGGGGCACGGCAUCCCCUGGAUCGCAGGCACACUCAUCUGCCUGGUGAAGAGCAGCACGCUGGCGGGCCAGGAGGUCCUCAUGAACCUGCUGUUAGCUCUGCUGUUGGACAUCAUGAUCGUGGCUGGGCUGCAGAAGUUGGCCAAGCGCAAAGGUCCGUAUGACAUCAGCCCUGGGCUCUUGGACUACCUGACCAUGGACACCUACGCAUUCCCAGCCGGGCACGCCAGCCGUGCUGCCAUGCUGUCCAAGUUCCUACUCAACCACCUGGUCCUGGCCAUCCCACUCCGCAUCCUGCUGGUCAUUUGGGCCUUCUGCGUUGGCUUUUCCCGUGUCAUGAUCGGUCGGCACCACAUCACAGAUGUGCUCUCUGGGUUUGUGUUUGGCUACCUGCAGUUCAGGCUGGUGGAGUUGAUAUGGAUGUCUUCCAACACGUGUCAGAUGUUGAUAUCCAUCUGGUGAACGCGGGGGACUCGGUGCCUUUCCACCCAAAACCAGCAGAUACUUUGAGUCCCCCUUCCUGGUAUUUUUUUUACCUGUUGUUUGUUGGAAACAGUUGUAACUUCCAUGAGUAGUGGCGUUUUUUAAUGUUGCUUCCUUGCCUGGAAAAGAAAGUUUCUUGUAAUGGAUUGAGUUUUAGCAUCCAAUGGCCAUAUCCACAUUGUUGGCCAUGUUCUCAAACUGUAUUUGGACAGCAAUCAAAUUAAGCUUCACAGGUGAGAGAAAUGAGCUCCGCCUGCCUCGAUGGGAUGGUUCACCUCUCACCUGGGUUUGUCCUCAGCAUGGGCAGCGCCUAAGAGCAUCCUGAGGACUCCUCUGUUAACUUUCUGGAGGCUAAAGGAUUUUGGCCAUAGCGCUUUUUCUUUUUGCAAGCCAAGCGACUGUGUCUCGUGCACGGUCAGGACCCUGCUGGCAUUUCAUAGAUAAUAAAGAAUGGUGAAAAUCCUG